AUGGCAUCGAAAUUUCAGUACGAUGAAAACGGGGGCACGUUUUUCUUGUUCCUUCUGGCGUUCCUCGCCAUGGUCGUACUUCCCUGCACUUACUACCUGUGGCCGCGGAAAACCAAGGAGGACCCGGAAGAAGAGAAAAGAAAAUGCGAAUGCUCUCCGUGCCGUGAUAAAUUCGCUCGGCAGAAACAAAUUUCUCCAAGGACAAAGACAAAAAAUAUCAUCCUUGGAAUUCUCAUCGUUCUCGGCUGGAUUGCGAUAUUCGCAUGCGCCUACAGGGUUGCGCAUCUGGAAGACACCUGGAAGAAAUGGGAUCCUUACGAGAUACUCAAACUCGACCCCGGAGCGUCAACUUCCGAAAUCAAGAAGGCUUAUCGAAAGCAAGCGGCGAUCAAUCAUCCAGAUAUGAAGACUGGUGACGAGGCGGAGUUCAGGGAAAUAGCUAGAGCAUACAAAGCUUUGAGCGAUGAAGAAUCUCGAAAGAACUGGGAGGCCUACGGAGAUCCUGAUGGUCCAGGGGCCAUGUCUUUCGGUAUCGCGCUUCCCGCGUGGAUCGUCGAAAAGGAAAACUCUAUCUGGGUAGUCGGGGCCUAUUUGCUCGUCUUCAUGGUCGGUUUGCCGACCGCAGUGGGCCUGUGGUGGUACAGGUCCGCAAAAUACGGCGAAGAUCUCGAAGUGCUUCUGGAUACGACGCGACUGUACUUCUACUUUAUCAACAAAACAUCCCUGAUGCCUCUUCGCCGAGUGGUGAUGAUAGUGGCCGCUUCAACGGAUUUCGAGUCGUCACAAAAUCCCGACAUGAAAAUGCGACCGAGCGAUAACGAGGAAAUUCCCCAACUCAUUAAGAAAAUCGAAGAUUUCGGUGAGAAGAAUCGCGAGGCUCCGUUGAAUUACGAAUAUUCGAUCAAGGCCAGAGCAUUGCUUCAUGCGCACCUCAUGCGGCUACCUCUGAGCGAGAGCGCCGCCAAGGACAUGAGGUACAUUAUAACGAAGUGCCCUGUCCUACUGAGCGAGUUCGUGUCCUGCACGUCUCAAUUAGUAAUGCUGGCGCUCAGUGGACGUAUCCAACGGAUGCCCAAGUUGGAAACCUUAGAGAACGCGAUCAAGCUCAGCCAGCUGCUUGUGCAAGCGUUGUGGGUGAACCGUAACCCUCUGCUCCAGAUUCCGCACAUCAAAGAGGAGCACCUCCGUCUAUUCACUAACAAAAAAUGUCAUAUCAAGAGCAUCGAUCAGCUGCGACAGCUGACGGAAACGAAACGCAGAGAUUUGUUACGGUUCUUGGACGAUGCCCAAUAUCAAAACGUAGUCAAAUGUCUCGAAUCGAUGCCCUCGGUCGAGAUCAAAUACAAACUUGAAGUUAUCGAUGACGAGGAUCCUGAGACCAUCACGGCUGACUCUCUGGUCACGAUGACGGUCACGAUGAGGCGACGGAAACCAGAGGAAGUCCUCAACCGGUCGGAAGAAGAGCUCGUCGAUGACAAGGAAGGGGAGAAACCGAAAAUCACGAGCUGGAUGAAAAAGCCUCAGAAGAAGGCUGGUGGGAGGAAGAAGGCCAAGACCAAGAAGCCAACGAACUUCCGGGUAAUCCGUAGAGCAGAUCCCGAAGAAGGGAGCGAGGACGACGCGGAACCCGACAAGGAGAAUCGUGCUCUAGAGAACGGUGUCGAAUGCACAGACGUUGUUGAAAGCCUAGCGUCGCAAGAAGAAGAGGGCGAAGACGGGGGCAAAGCCCAAACUGGAGACACUCAGCGCAGAUGGAGGAUAAAGACUGAGCGGAAGAAACACGAUGACCAUGGAGACGACGCGGAAAAAGACGAAGGCAUCGACGACGACGCUAGAAAUCACAGCGACGAGGAUCAGAUAAACAAGGAGGAUGAGAAAGACGGGUCAGACGACGAGGCGUUGCAUUUCGAUCAGGGCAAAAAGGAGAGAAAGAAGAUCAUGGAUAAAAUCCCGAAGAUUUCUCAUCCCGUCCACGCGCCGUAUUUCCCGAGCGAUAAGCAGGAAUUCUGGUGGCUGUACCUCGUUGACAAAAAACAGCAACAGCUCAUGACAGUUCCUUUCCUGAUGACCAAUCUUGUGGACGAAGAGGACGCCAUCUUGAAAUUCACGGCGCCUCGGAAACCCGGAAAUUAUCAUUUGACAUUACACGUCAAGAGUGAUUCCUACGUCACGGACUUCGACAAGCAAGUCGACCUGAAGUUCGAAGUCAAGCCCGCGAAACCUGUCGUUGAAAGUCAUCCUCAAUGGGAGGCUCUGGACGAGGAAUCCGAGGUUGAGGUGGAAGACUCUGCUGUGGAAGAUUCCGACCUAUGCAGCGACGACGACGAUUCGGAUUCGCUCAACGACAACGCGAACUGA
Galendromus occidentalis (western predatory mite) is the source of this 2358-nucleotide messenger RNA. RefSeq names its product translocation protein SEC63 homolog. Gene Ontology annotation, biological process: SRP-dependent cotranslational protein targeting to membrane; post-translational protein targeting to endoplasmic reticulum membrane. Bases 1 to 2358 code for a protein of 785 amino acids. Lineage: Eukaryota; Metazoa; Arthropoda; Arachnida; Mesostigmata; Phytoseiidae. The transcript is spliced from 5 exons. Gene Ontology annotation, molecular function: transmembrane protein transporter activity; RNA binding. The record is from RefSeq and is a predicted model, not a curated record. Gene Ontology annotation, cellular component: Sec62/Sec63 complex.